AGAUUGAGAUAUAAAAAGAAAUGAAGCGGUAAGAUUCAUGAUCAGACAAAUACUCGUUGAAUUUGUCAGGUUACAAGAAAAGAGGAAAACAAAAAGCUGCCCAAAAAUUAAGAAAUUGUGUGCCUGCAAUUACACGAGGUGAAUUUUGUAUCGCUAAGAUUCUUCUCUUCUUUUUUCUUUUUCUUGUUGGUGAAGACAAAUUAAUUCAUCUCUUGACAAAGGAUCAAGAGGAUUAGACCUUCUCAUGUCACACAGAAACCUUAGGUGAUGAAGGGCAGUUCAUUGGAACUCAAAGGGUGGCACAAGCAAGUUGUUUGCAAGAAGCCCAAGAAACGUGGAAGCUGUAAAAAGAAAAUGACAAUGAUGCAUAAUCUUUAUGGUCAAAUUGAUUUGGCAACAUCUGCAAAAUAUCGAGCAGAGGAGGUUCUAUCAAGAUUGAGCACAAAAUAUCCAAGCUUUAUGAAGCCUAUGAUCAGAUCAAAUGUUAGUGGAGGUUUCUGGCUAUCUCUUCCAAGGUUAUUCUGCCAGCUGCAUAUGCCACGGCAUGAUAUAACCGUUACUCUGGUAGAUGAAAGUCAGGAAGAGUACAAAACAAAAUAUCUUGCUGAGAGGAAUGGACUCAGUGGCGGAUGGCGGGGUUUCUCGCUUUCACAUGACUUGGUGGAAGGAGAUGUUUUAGUUUUUCAGUUAUUCAGAUUCUGCAAACUGAAGGUGUACAUGGUCAGAGCCAAUUAUUUGGCUGAAGUUGACGCGGCACUUGUUCUUCUUCAUUUAGAUGCUCACCAUAAACAAAUUGAUCCUGUGCACCAAAGGCAGCAUAAUAUAAGUAUGAAACAAGUUGGGAUCAAGCGUCAAAGACUUUCCUCACAAGAAGGGGAUGAUUAUUCUACAGAAAACAUGUUACACAAACAUAGUCAUUCGACGAAUAUGUUCAAGAAUCUUGAUUUACCUUCAAAAGGACUGGCCUAUGAAACUCUUAAUAUUGUAGAUGCUGUAAAAGCCAGCAAACUCAGUGACCCUCCAAAUGGUAGUUUCUCAUCCUGGAACACAAGGCCAACCGAACUUGAGCAGUUAGAGAUGAGACCAUUUUCGAGUGGGUACUCCAUUGAACCAGCUUUAACUCUAUCAGGGGCAGAGAUGAUAUUUAGGCCGUGAAAGCGGCUGCUCCUCUUAUCCUUGAACUAUACUGUUGAAGUUGUAUACAAUGGAUUGUAAAAUCUUUUUUUUACA
Solanum pennellii is the source of this 1230-nucleotide messenger RNA. RefSeq names its product B3 domain-containing protein At5g42700-like. NCBI's taxonomy places the organism in Eukaryota, Viridiplantae, Streptophyta, Magnoliopsida, Solanales, Solanaceae. The transcript has 8 exons. Gene Ontology annotation, molecular function: DNA binding. The coding region runs from base 268 to 1155 and encodes 295 amino acids. The record is from RefSeq and is a predicted model, not a curated record.